Messenger RNA from Trypanosoma theileri, 1338 nucleotides. Its product is annotated as RAB GDP dissociation inhibitor alpha. The transcript has a single exon. Gene Ontology annotation, biological process: protein transport; vesicle-mediated transport; small GTPase-mediated signal transduction. NCBI's taxonomy places the organism in Eukaryota, Euglenozoa, Kinetoplastea, Trypanosomatida, Trypanosomatidae. Gene Ontology annotation, cellular component: cytoplasm. The record is from RefSeq and is a predicted model, not a curated record. The coding region runs from base 1 to 1338 and encodes 445 amino acids. Gene Ontology annotation, molecular function: Rab GDP-dissociation inhibitor activity.
AUGGAGGAGACCUACGACGCCAUUGUUUGUGGUACAGGUUUAACAGAGUGUGUUCUCAGUGGACUACUCUCUGUGAAUGGCUAUAAGGUGUUGCAUGUGGACCGCAAUCCCUACUACGGUGGUGAGUCUGCCAGUUUAAAUCUUGAGCAGUUAUAUCAAAAGUUUAAUAAAGGCACUCCCCCCGCUUCACUGGGACGCAGUCAUUUAUAUAAUGUGGAUCUCAUUCCCAAAGUCCUCAUGUGUGCUGGGGAAUUGGUAAAGAUUCUUCGAGCCACUGUGGUGGAUCGCUAUAAUAUGGAGUUUAUGCUUAUUGACAACUCCUUCGUGAUGAAGGAUGGAAAGAUUGCAAAAGUACCGGCCACAGAAGCCGAAGCGUUAAUGUCUCCAUUAAUGGGAUUCUUUGAAAAAAGAAAAGCGGCAAAAUUAUUUCAAUUCAUGGGUGCGUAUGAUCCUCAAAAACCAAAUACACAUAAAAAUUAUAAUCUUCGAGCCAUGACCAUGUCUCAAUUAUAUAAAGAAUUCGGAAUUGGGAAUGAUACAAUUGAUUUUGUUGGUCAUGCCGUGGCACUUCACACAAAUGAUGAUUAUUUACAACGACCAGCCAUUGAAACUGUGAUGCGAUGUAAACUGUAUGAACAGUCUUUUAAUAUGUAUGAUACUUCCCCGUAUGUGUAUCCAUUGUAUGGAAGUGGGGAAUUACCACAAGCCUUUUCUCGUCUUUGUGCGGUUUACGGUGGGACAUAUAUGCUUCAAACACCUGUGAGUAAAGUUAACUUUAAUGAUCAAGGUGUGUUUGAAUCUAUUGAAAGUGGAGAUCAAAAAGCUUAUGCAAAAUUUAUUCUUGGCGAUCCUUCUUAUUUUCCAGACCGUGUAAAACCAUGUGGUAAAGUAAUUCGUUGUAUUGCUAUUAUGAAUCAUCCCAUUCCAAAUCUUAAGGUACAGUGCAAUUCCUGUCAAAUCAUUAUUCCACAAAAAGAACUAAAACGCAGAAAUGAUAUGUAUAUCCUUCAACUCGGUGCUAAUAAUAAAGUCUGCCCAGAAGGUUUCUAUAUCGCUAUCAUUGGAACAGCUGUAGAAAACUUGGCAAACCCUGAAUUGGAUAUCCAACCCGGUUUAAAGGUGAUUGGUGAAACUAUUGAAACCUUUAUUUCCGUAUCGGACUUAUAUGAACCCGUGGAGGAUGGAAGUACAAGUAAAUGCUUCAUCAGCAAUAGCUACGAUGCAGCCACACACUUUGAAAGUGCGGCGGAAAACAUUCUGGAUCUCUUUAAACGUAUUCACGGAAAACCAUAUGAUUUUGACAGUAUGAAACAACCAGGUGAAGUUGUUGAGGGUUAA